Pelodiscus sinensis (Chinese soft-shelled turtle) is the source of this 4967-nucleotide messenger RNA. The record is from RefSeq and is a predicted model, not a curated record. NCBI's taxonomy places the organism in Eukaryota, Metazoa, Chordata, Testudines, Trionychidae.
CCCCCAGGCUCCCCACCAGCCUGGGCAGCCGGGCUUCAAAUUCACAGUCGCUGAAUCCUGCGACCGGAUUAAGGACGAGUUCCAGUUCUUGCAAGCCCAGUAUCACAGUCUCAAAGUGGAGUAUGAUAAGCUUGCGAACGAAAAGACCGAAAUGCAGCGCCAUUAUGUUAUGUACUAUGAAAUGUCGUAUGGUUUGAAUAUUGAAAUGCACAAACAGACGGAGAUUGCUAAACGAUUGAACACAAUUCUAGCUCAAAUCAUGCCUUUUCUGUCACAAGAGCACCAACAGCAGGUGGCGCAGGCUGUUGAGCGUGCCAAGCAAGUGACAAUGACAGAGCUGAAUGCUAUCAUCGGGGUACGUGGACUUCCCAAUCUGCCUCUUACCCAGCAGCAGCUCCAGGCCCAACACCUCUCCCACGCUGCUCACGGCCCCCCCGUACAGCUGCCUCCUCACCCUUCCGGCCUUCAGCCGCCAGGAAUCCCUCCCGUCACGGGGAGUAGCUCAGGACUGCUGGCUCUUGGGGCCCUCGGGAGCCAAGCCCACUUGACCGUUAAAGAUGAGAAAAACCACCACGACCUGGAUCACAGAGAGCGAGACUCAAAUGCAAAUAAUUCUGUCUCCCCAUCAGAGAGCCUGAGAGCUAGUGAGAAACACAGGAGCUCUACAGACUACAGCAUCGAGGCCAAGAAACGGAAAGCGGAGGAGAAGGACAGCAUGAGCCGCUACGACAGCGAUGGUGACAAGAGCGAUGACCUGGUGGUCGACGUCUCCAAUGAGGAUCCAGCUACGCCCCGGGUCAGCCCGGCCCACUCGCCUCCUGAGAACGGGCUAGACAAAACCCGCGGGCUGAAGAAGGAUGCUCCCAACAGCCCCGCCUCGGUCGCCUCGUCCAGCAGUACGCCUUCCUCGAAGACUAAAGACCUGGGCCAUAACGACAAAUCGUCCACGCCCGGGCUCAAGUCCAACACUCCUACGCCGAGGAACGAAGCCCCAACUCCCGGGACGAGUACCACGCCGGGCCUUCGGCCUAUGCCGGGCAAACCCGCGGGCAUGGACCCUUUGGCCUCGGCUCUGAGGAACCCCAUCUCCCUGGCUGGCUCCUACCUGGCUCCCUUCGCCAUGAUGGGACACCACGAAAUGAACGGCUCCCUGACCAGCCCGGGCGCCUACGCGGGGCUCCACAACCUCCCGCCCCAGAUGAGCGCCGCUGCCGCCGCCGCCGCCGGCGUUUUGUGUCUCUUUCCACAGGUCGGCUUUGACCCACAUCCGCCCAUGAGGGGCCCUGGUCUCCCCACGAGCCUCGCGUCCAUUCCCGGCGGGAAACCCGCCUACUCGUUUCACGUCAGCGCAGACGGGCAGAUGCAGCCGGUCCCCUUCCCCCACGACGCGCUUGCUGGCCCCGGCAUCCCCAGGCACGCUCGCCAGAUCAACACGCUGAGCCACGGGGAGGUGGUCUGUGCCGUGACCAUUAGCAACCCGACCCGGCACGUGUACACCGGAGGAAAGGGCUGUGUGAAGAUCUGGGAUAUCAGCCAGCCGGGCAGCAAAAGUCCCAUUUCACAGCUGGAUUGCUUGAACCGAGACAACUACAUCCGCUCCUGCAAGCUGCUCCCGGACGGCCGCACGCUGAUUGUGGGAGGCGAAGCGAGCACGCUGACCAUCUGGGACCUGGCUUCGCCCACGCCGCGGAUCAAGGCUGAACUGACCUCCUCUGCGCCAGCGUGCUACGCCCUGGCCAUCAGCCCGGAUGCAAAAGUCUGCUUCUCCUGUUGCAGCGACGGCAACAUUGCGGUGUGGGAUCUGCACAACCAAACGCUGGUGAGACAAUUCCAAGGCCACACAGAUGGGGCAAGCUGCAUAGAUAUCUCCCACGAUGGGACAAAAUUAUGGACGGGUGGUCUGGACAACACCGUGCGUUCCUGGGACCUUAGGGAAGGAAGACAGCUCCAGCAGCACGACUUCACUUCUCAGAUCUUCUCGCUGGGUUACUGCCCCACCGGUGAGUGGCUCGCGGUGGGCAUGGAGAGCAGCAACGUCGAGGUGUUGCACCACACCAAACCAGACAAAUACCAGCUUCACCUACACGAGAGCUGCGUCCUUUCACUGAAAUUUGCCUACUGUGGGAAAUGGUUUGUGAGUACAGGGAAGGAUAAUCUCCUCAACGCCUGGAGAACGCCCUACGGAGCCAGCAUCUUCCAGUCCAAAGAAUCCUCCUCUGUCUUAAGCUGUGACAUUUCAGCAGAUGACAAAUACAUUGUAACAGGCUCUGGCGACAAGAAGGCCACAGUCUAUGAGGUCAUCUAUUAAACAAGGGUUUGACCGGGGGCUGUCAACUCUGAAUAUUCGGCUCUGGGCUGACAAGACAAUGGCAGAUUUCUGAAGGAUGUAGGAAAAUGAAAGGAGAGCAGCCAUGCAUUGAGAGCGUGUUUCCUGCCAGGCUGCAUAACAUGGAUCUUCAUGGACUCAGAGACAUGUACAUGGACUGAUGCGUUUCAGCAGUUUGUAUUUCUAAGCCCUGGCAUCUCUGGAUUUAUUUGGCGGUCUGCAAAUAUGGAACACAGUCCAGCCCUAAACAAGUUUUGGUUUGGUUUUAGGGUGGUUGUUCUUUUGUCUGCGCUUUGGUGGCACUAUAAAGGACUUAUUUUUUAUCGUGACUUUUUUUUGGGGGCGCUCUACAUAAGACUUGUGAAAAAUGUAAAUAAUGGACUAGUAAAUAGAAUGGAAAGGGUAAGAUUAUGCCUCCUGGUACACUAGCUGUGUAUUUUUCUUUUUAAUUUUUAUUUUUUUUGUCUGCUGUAAUUGUAAUUCCACUGAUGGGUUUGGUGGUGGCAAUUUUCCCCCCCCUCCCCUCCCAAGUAUCAACUUGAGAUGCUACUUUGGCCUGCAGCUUCUAACCAGUUUGAGCAGAGCUGUCCGCUGGUGAAAGUUGUUCCUACUGUUGUACAUGUGAAUUGUUCCGUGUGUAGUCAAAUGUUUGAACACUGUAUGGACUGAAGUUACAUUGGUCAGAUCUUCAGCUACUGAGGGGACGUCAGCAAAACAAUCAACUUUUGUUUUAUGGAUUUUUUUUUUUUUUUUUUUUGUGCUCAUGUUUGAAGAAAACAGGAAGUCCAUGUUCUACGAAACUUCUGCUCAAUCCCUUCUUGAUCUUCGGACAUACACGAUGAGGAAUAAUAUUUCAAAGAAAGCGUAGUAAAAUUCAGCUCAGGGAGCCAUGAACGAUAAGUUGCUAUUAUGUAUUUUGUAUUCACAUGAAAGUAAAGAAUUAGAAUUGAUAACCUUUUAAAAUACAAUUUUUUUUUUUUUUUAAAGUUUACUAACAAGUAGGGUUUGUGUGUCUCUGGUAGGGGUCUGUGGCUUUAUGGUCUUGGUCACUUUUGGUAUAUUGGUUCCAGCGAAUCAAAACCCAUCUGCCCCUUUCCCCUCCUCCCCCCAGAGGCUGGUGGUCUGAUAAAAUUUUGUACUAAACGGUUAAAUAAAUGGGAAAUAAAAGUAUUUGUGUAGCAGAAAUGCUCACCCCUGUAUUGUAGCAUAUGGCAGAGAAUUUUUAUACUGCAUUUUUAUGGCUUAUUUUUUAAUGUGUUGAUUUUUAAUCUGGUCAAAAAUAAGUCGGGUUACGGUGAAAACUACCUGUUUGAAAGCAAGAGGACAAAAGGAGAAACAGACCAUGAAGUUGGAGAUGUUCUUUAACUUUCCCUUCUUGGAUGUACAUUCAGCAGCAUGUCUUACUGCGAGUCGUCAACAGCACCCUCCAGCUUAUUGGUUUGGGGUAGGGAAGGACGUAGGAGUUGAGUGGAAAGAAACGUCAGAGGAAUUUUUUCCCCAAAGGCCCACAUUUUAAGAUUGGACUCCACACACCCCUCCAUUUUGAUUUGUUAUGCACUAGUGGUCACAAAAAGCUCUUAAGUACAAAAGCCUCUCUUUAAAAAGAGAAUGGAUUUUUUUUUGACAUUAGAAAAACGACCGUGUCGAGAUGGCACCGGCUUCAGUGGCUUUGAUUUCUGUGAUACUCAGAUUUGCUUGUUUUUAACAACUGCGCAUUUGGACUCUUUCUGUUCACUGUUUUGUUCGUGGUGUGAUAACGGAAAGUGACGGAUUCUCUUAGGGCCUGUUCAUCUGUGGAAUGGUUUUGGUAUGUUCCAGUUUGCUGCAUCGUUAUGACUAGUGAUAAUGUGAGAAUGCUAAAGAACCAGCUUGACUCUCAGGCUCGGUCCAGACUGCAUUGCUUUUUUGGGAUAUCAGAGGUAUCCCGAAAAAGGAACGCCACAUCCAAGGAACGUAUCCACUUUUUCGGGGGGGGAAAAAAAAAUCUACGAGGAAAAGGGGUGUGUCGAUAGAGCACUUUCUUUCGAAAUUUGGUGCCGUGUAGAAGCGCUACAUUUUGAAAGAGCUUCUUUCGAAAGUGAAUCAGAACAAGAUAUGCAAUUUGCGUAACUUUUUCCGAUUUAACGUUGCAGUGUAGACCUGGCCUCCGAUCCCUAUGUGAAUUAAUCCAUUGGGAAUCCAUGAACAUACAACCAGAGAAUGCCAUGUGUAGAGUCACUUGUCAGCGUACAAGCCACACGUCACAACUAACUUGGAAUGUGUUGGAAAGGGUUAGAGGGUUUUGAACUUGGCUGCAAAAGUCCCCCUUUAAUAACACCACAAGCUAAUGUCCCAAAAUGGUUAUGCUUGCAAGCUGGUGCUUUUAAAACAACAAUUAAAAAAAAGUUAACUGGGCAUAGCUCAGUAAGCGGAGGGUUUCCUAAGUCAUACUGUCUCAACUUUACACCAAAGUAUGUAGCAGAAUAUGUACAGCUGUUAAUACCUACAACUGUUUUUAUAAAAAAAGAAAGAAAGAAAAAAAGGCAAAGAGAGAGAAUAAAAAUUAAAUGUACUGAAGCUCAAAUGAAAACAAAGUGUCUAUAAACCAUUUGCUCUCUGAAAAAACCUGCACUGAGUUAUUAAUAAAAACAAACAAACAAAA